This is a messenger RNA of Sphaeramia orbicularis (orbiculate cardinalfish), 2013 nucleotides long. Its product is annotated as inactive phospholipid phosphatase 7-like. Gene Ontology annotation, molecular function: sphingosine-1-phosphate phosphatase activity. Gene Ontology annotation, cellular component: nuclear envelope. Bases 403 to 1278 code for a protein of 291 amino acids. Lineage: Eukaryota; Metazoa; Chordata; Actinopteri; Kurtiformes; Apogonidae. The transcript is spliced from 4 exons. The record is from RefSeq and is a predicted model, not a curated record.
GUUUGACACAGUGAUGUCACAGGAUGCUUUACUACAGCGCCCCCGUCUGACCACCCACCAGUUUAGUCACUACAAACCUGUCAUGAACACAUCAGCUGUCUGUGAGCAGGUACUGCACAGGCUCCGCCCACUUCACACCUGAGCAGCAGGGCCAUGACGUGGGCGGAGUGUUCCUUUAAUAUAAGUGUGUGUGUAUAUAUGUGUGUGUGUGUGUGUGUGUGUGUGUUUCCAGCCCUCUGAACAGCUGACAGUAGAAGAAGGCCAACAGUUCUAUUAAUAGCAGAGUCCCUCAGAGUCUCAGACCUGCUGUGUCGCAGUCAGUCCUGCAGCGCCGCCUCAGAACCAGCACCGCCCACUGGACCCCACCGGACCCUACCGGACCCCACCAGACCCGCCGCCAUUAUGCCGGGCAACCAGGCCCGGAGUCGCAUCAGGGACCGGAACAAUGUCCUGAACCGGCCUGAGUUCCUGUCCCUGAACCAGCCGCCCUGCAGGCAGCAGGCGGGGGGGGGUCCGAGGCGCCCCGUCCACAAACAGCACAGUCAGCAGGAGGACGCCGCCGCUGCGAGGGGGUCCCGGGACUCCUCUGAGGGGGGUGGAGCCGAAGGCGGGCAGAAGGAGGCGUCCAAGUACCCGGAGCAGGACUGCAUGCAGCUGAACCCGUCCUUCCGGGGCAUCGCCAUCAGCUCCCUGUUGGCCAUCGACAUCAGUCUGUCCAAGCGGCUGGGGGUCUGCGUGGGCGCCCACGGCCCCGGGGCCCCCAUACGCCCCCUGGUCACCCUGCUGGCCCUGACUGGACAUGCCCUCCCAUGGGUCUGUGGGACCCUCCUCUGUCUGUGGAAGAGCAACACGCUGGCCGGACAGGAAGUACUCCUAAACCUGCUCCUGGCUCUCAUCCUGGAUGUGAUGACCGUCGCUGGGAUGCAGAAGUUGGUCAAACGCAAAGGACCGUGGGAUUUCCCCCCGGGGUUCCUGGACUACAUUGCCAUGGAUACGUACUCGUUUCCGGCCGCCCACGCCAGCCGCGCCGUCAUGGUGUCCAAGUUCCUGCUGAACCACCUGGUCCUGGCGGUGCCCCUGCGGAUCCUGCUCUACCUGUGGGCCUUCCUGGUGGGUGUGUCCCGGGUGCUGCUGGGUAAACACCACCUGUCGGACGUGGGCUGCGGCUUCGCGCUGGGCUUCCUCCACUUCAGUCUGGUGGAGUCGGUCUGGCUGGACUCGGACACCUGCCAGACCCUGAUCUCCAUCGGCACGCUGCGCUGGACCCCCCUGCUGUAGACCGCCUGGACCGACCGGCCUGGACCUGCUCAUGUAGUCUGUUUAAACUGGUCCAGACUGGUUGAAACUGGUCUGGACCCAUUUAUAGUCAUCUGGACCAGUUCAAACAGGUCUGGUCUGGAUCUGUUCAAACUAGUCUGGAUCGGUUCAGACUGGUUUGGACCAGUCUGGACAGAACUGAUGGACCUGGUUUUGGAAACUGGUCCUAGUGCGGUCUGGUUUUCUAUAGGUUACCAUGACAACAUGCCCUGGUUGACCUGACGGUCUAGUUGUCAUGUGACUGUUACCACAGCGACCGCUAAAGCUGCUGCUUUGCCAUUUUUCUACGUGCGUGCGUCAGGACUUCCUGUGGACAGUUCUGGGGGCGGGAGGUUUGGUGGCUCCGCCUCUUUUAGACUCUUUGUUCUCCAGCAGAUGGACCUGAGCUCCUUCUGAACCAUAGACCUGGUUUUGACAGAACGGGUUCUCCAGCCUCUGCAUCUGUUUGGUUUCAGUAAAUAAAACCCAUUUUCCUUCAGUGUGACUGAGUUCCUUCAUCUGACACUGAACCAGGUCUGGAACGGUCCACUGAACUCAGGUUCAUCUGGUCCAGCUGAACCUGGGUUCAUGUGGACUCACGAGUUUCAAAUGUUCACACCAAAAUGAGUCCCAGUCCAGUUGUUCCUUUAACCCUGGUGUCCUCAUAUUUCCUGCCUCCUGGAGACCAAACAUUCAACAACCGUCACACUUUGAACC